Molecule: messenger RNA, 1535 nt
Organism: Momordica charantia (bitter melon)
Lineage: Eukaryota; Viridiplantae; Streptophyta; Magnoliopsida; Cucurbitales; Cucurbitaceae
Product: L10-interacting MYB domain-containing protein
Source: RefSeq, a predicted model, not a curated record
GUAGCCUUCAUCCAUAUUUCGUAGUCCUACUUUUUCUUUCCCUAUUCCAGAGAUGACUAUUUUCUUUUGUAAGCCUACGUUCGGAUGCGCGUCAAAAAAUUCAUGAUGGGAAUAACAUAUAGAAAGUGCUUUUUUAAAGUGCUUUAUUAAAGGGUAAAUAAGAAGUGCUUUUGGUCGUGUAAUUGACUAUAAAAAAGCACUUUGGAAAAUGGUAAUUAUAUUAUAUACCAAAAUGUCCUUUUGUUUGAUGCUUGCUUUGCUCCAGUCCUCACCUCUGUUUCUGGCCUAAUAUGUGGUUCCUUGCUCCAGCCACUUCCACUUCCAUUUGUGCUUCUCUAAUCCACACCCACAACUCCAUCAUUGCCUCUCUCAAGAGAAGAGAGAAGCUAGAGGGUGCUUUCGCGAUAGAGAUUUGGGAUUGUGCACCAGAAUGUCUAGGAGUAUAGCUACUAGUGAUGAAAGAGAGAGGCAAAUCAAGGCUAUUUGGGAUGAUGUUACUCUUGAUUCCUUCAUACAUGUAUGUGUUGGUGAAACUUUAAAUGGGAAUAGACCUCGUGGUCAUUUUAGUAAGAUUGGAUGGAGAAAUGUGGUUAAAAACUUCURUGAAAAGACCGGAAGAAAUUACGGAUACAAGCAACUUAAGAACAAAUGGACAACACUCAAGAAAGAUUGGCAAGUUUGGAAUGAUUUGGUUGGAACUGAGAAAGGAUUAGAAUGGGAUCCUUUAAGACAAACAAUUGAGGCAACUACUCAAUGGUGGGAUAACAAAUUAAAGGUUCUUCCUGAGGCUGCCAAAUUCCGUGCGAGAGGACUACAAAAUGUUGAGCUUUUAAACAUUCUUUUCAAGGAUGUUGCGGUCGAUGGAGGAGCAUGGGCCCCAACCCCAUCGCAAGUUGUUUUACUUGAUGCUACGAGCGAUAAGGUCGAAGAUUAUAAUGAUGAUACAAUGGGAGACACAAACAACGAGAAUGAGGAGUUUAACAAUGUUGAAAGUAACACUAAUGAGGUUAAUACUAGUGGAACCUACUACACUCAAGGGAGCGAGAAGAAGAGGAAAAAGGUAGAUUCAAAGGUUGGAUCUUCUAAGUUGUUUGAUGCAUUAGAUCGUCUUUGCGACGCCAUAGAAUAUAGAAGAAGAGAUUUACCAGGAUGCAGUACUCUUGAAGUUAUGGAUACUUUAAGAGGCCUACCUGGGAUAAUAGAGGGUGAUGAGUUGUAUAUGAAGGCUGCUGACAUCCUUAUCAAAAGAGAAAAUAGAGAAAUGUUUGUUGCUUUACAAAAGCCUGAGAUACAAAUCACAUGGCUUAAGCAAAAACGAUUUUGACAUUUUAAUGUUAGGCUUGUAAAUUUUCAUUUUUCUUCCUUUUAUUAGGACCACUAUUUUUUUUUUUUCCAAUUUUUAGUGUUCUAGAUUUUUCAAUAGUUGAUUUUUUUUUUCUUUUCCUUUUGUGGUGUAGAUAGAUCAUGUAUAUAAUACUAUCAUAUUAUAUGAUUGUGCUGGUAGAGUUUAAGAAUGAAUGGUAUUUUUUUUAGAA